Paramecium pentaurelia is the source of this 909-nucleotide messenger RNA. The record is from the annotation of a GenBank genome assembly. NCBI's taxonomy places the organism in Eukaryota, Ciliophora, Oligohymenophorea, Peniculida, Parameciidae.
AUGGAUAAAUAUUUUGAGUUUUCAAAAUCAAAGGAUGAAUCAAGAUUAUCUAUUGACUCUUAAGAACUUCUUAGAUAAGUAGAAACUAAAAUUCACCAAGCAUAAUCACCAACAUUUAUCUCACCCUAAAAACAAUAUUUGAAUUAAGCAGAUCAUUAUGAUUAAAAAGAGCAAAUCGAUUAUUUAUCAUUUAAAGAAUAAACUACAAUAAAGAGGUUAUUAAAUUUAAGAGAUGAUUAUAAACAAUUCUUAAAGAAUAUAAAAUCCUACUAAGAUUAAUUAAUUUAAUCUAUUAGUGAGGCUAUGAAAAAAGUUGCAGAUAAAGGAAAUCGAUAUUUAUAAGACCAAGAAUAUGAAUUGAGGUUAUAGUUGUAGGAAAUUUAAAAAAAUAAGGAGCUUAUCAAUUCUCAUUCUAACUGUCAUAUUAUAUAAUCCCCUUUAAAAUAAAAAAAUAUUUUUUUUUCAGAAAUUACUUAUAAGGUAUCAGAAUUGAACAAUUAUAUACUUGAAUUUUUUGAUCAUGAUAAUUCAAUUUAAUCAAAUAGAUAUUAGAAAAAGUUAAACUUUUCAAAUUAUAAAGAAUUGAGUUCAAAAAAGAAAUUUAAAGCAUCACCUUCUCCAUUUAAAGAGAUUGAUAGAGUUUUAUAAUUAAAAACAUCAUCAAGUAAACCUUAACUAUAGGGUAAUAAACCUUAAUUUUCAGGUAAUAAAACACCAUAAGAUUUAAAUCAAUUCAUUGAAGUGCUCAAACUUAAAAUUAAUAACACUAAAAAUAAUAACAUAAUUUAGAAUAGACCAAAUUUUUCAAGCAAUUUUUUAUAAAGCAAAUUAAAUAUUAGCUCAAAAAGGCUUUCAAUUGAACAAUAACUCUAAUCUUAAAACAAAAUAUUUUUUUAAUCUGUAUUUUGA